UGGCCGACUUCGCGUUUCACUUAUUAUUUCUCCCUAACUUCAUGAUUGUUGUGUCUAGCAUUUGUUUGAGCUGAAGUUCGUCUUUGGUCGAUUUUCAAUCUGUCUCAUGUGUCAAAAAAUAACAAACAUGAAAAUGUGUUUAUUUAAUUCAAAUUAUAUUUAUUACAAUUGACUAUAAAUAAAAUUCUAAUAGUUCAAAGUUAUUAUUGAAUACGAAAAGCUUUAUUAAUUUGUACAUAAACUUAGAUGUAAAAUUUAUAUUACUAAUUUAAAUAGUAAUAUUUUUUAAGUGACUACAUUAAUUAUUGUUUAAAUAAUUUUUUUGAACUUUCCUAUUAAUUGUUACGUAAAAACUUUUUAUUAUGGGCUCAUCAGUUCUAGUGUGUCCUAUGUGUUGUGGCGAAACUUUUAACAAUUCGCAGUCACUUAAAUAUCAUUUAUUAAGUAUGACUGAUAAUUUAUAUUGUCCAAGUUGCUCUCAGAGAUCGGAUUCUAUUGCUGCUUUAAUUCAACAUUUAGAUAAAUGCGAUGAAAAUGUUGCUAACGCUCUUCAAAUGGACUGCAAUGGUUACAAAGAUGAACAUACAGAAAUUCUGAUGGAUACAAAUGUUGAAGAAAUUAAUGAGAGUUUUUUAGCAACUGUAAACCAUCAAGAAAUUAUGAUUGUCGGUGAACCAAGAACAAUAGAAGUUGACGAAAAUGGUGAAAUCAAAGUUGUUAAUUCUAUGGAUUUAAAUGGAAAAUCCAUUAAAUUUCAAUCACUUAAUGUUAAAGCAGAAAAUAAUGGUGUUCAAUUGAAUACCAAUCAUUCAGAAUCCGAGGAAAGAGAUCUAGAUGGAACACCUGUGAUAAGUAUUCCAGAAUCAAUGAGUGAUAAUUCAGACUCAAGAAAUAUGAUAGCUCUUUUAGCAGAUGGAACAGAAGAAUAUUUAGAAAGUGAUGAAAAUUUAAUCGAAAUAAAACGUCACGAUAAUGAAAUUGAAGACGAUGAAUUAUUAAAAGUGAAACAAGAGCUCUGCGAGGUAAAAAAUGAAGAGACAGAUUCUGCAGCAAUCUACAAUUGUAGCAGUUGUGGGAUGAGUUUCAAUUCAGUCUUAGAUCACAUUAAAGAAUUUCAUGAUGGUCAAGAAGUAGUUUUGGAAAUGGUAGAAGACAUUUCUGAUGUUUCCGAACCUUUACAAUUUGAAAAGGAAGUUCCAGAGCGUGUAACUCGUGGAAAACAUCGACAAACUAUGAACACGUUAAGAACUGAAGAGUGUAUUGAUAGUGAAGGUCGACUUUAUACUAGAAAAGUAGUUCAAAUUGAGAGAUUUUGGGAUAAAAAUGCGUUAAAUACGUCUCACACUACACCAAAGCCAGCAUCAAUGAUUGAAAAAUUUUUCUCUAAUGCUGAAGGUGUUGAAACACAAGGAAAAAGUCAAAUGACUACAAAACGUUACAAGUGCAAUCAAUGCUUAGAAGAGUUUGGUAGAUUAGGGGAAUUUCGUGCUCAUGCAUGUUUGAAUGGAACUAAUCAAUGUGAUCGUUGUGAUCAAGCUUUUACAUCAGCUAAAGCCCUUCAAACUCAUUUAAAACUUCAUGAUAAUAACACUAGUAAUGGACAAAAAUCUUUUAUUUGUAAAAUAUGUGGCACAGAAUUUAUUUCACAUAAAAGUUUAAGAUUACAUUCAAGAAUGCAUGCUCCAGUUAGAGCUAGACAUGUAGAUGCUCCUGAAGGAAAACCUACGGCAAAUUUUACCUGUCUUGAAUGUGGAAAAACUCUUUCUGAAUCUUAUCGAGAAGCUCACAUGGCUUUACAUACGGGAGAUACAGUAACUUGUGCAGUUUGUAACAGAAAAUUCGACUCUGCCGAUAGUCUAGCAAUGCACGCUGCAGUUCAUCCAGAAUUAGGAAUUCAAAAUAGUCAAUCUCAAAAUCAAAUCGAAAUAUUCGUAAAACCAUCAUCACCUUCUCCUACACUUCCAGAUCCUUCCUCUUCCUUUAAAAUUGUAAAUGUGACGAAUUCUAAAAAUUCAAGUUCAGUGGAAAAUGAUAAUGGAGAUGCUCUAAAACCAUACCAGUGUCAACAUUGUGGAAGAAGAUUUACUAGACCGCAUGAAAAAGUAAAACAUGAAAGGAUUCAUACUGGUGAAAAACCACACGCUUGUGAGGUCUGUGGAAAAACUUUUAGAGUUUCAUAUUGUCUCACACUUCAUAUGAGAACGCAUACAGGAGUACGUCCAUAUCAAUGUCAACAUUGUGGCAAACGAUUUAAAGCAUCUUCUGUUUAUAACCAUCAUCUUUUAACUCAUGGAGAUGAAAGAGCGUACACAUGUCCCUAUUGCCCGAAAACCUUCAAGACACGAGUUCAACUAGCUGGGCAUAAAAAUAGUCACACAAAACCCUUCCGUUGCACUGAAUGUUCGCGACCCUUCGCAUCUCUAUAUGCAGCUAGAGCUCACAUUCAAACUCACAAAAAGGACAAUAAUUUGAAAUUUAGUUGUAUGAUUUGUGGAGCAUCGUAUGGACGGGCUUUUGCAUUAAAAGAUCAUUUAAAAGUGCAUGAUCCUGAUGUUUUAAUGCCUCCAGAACCUGCAAGAGAAGAAGAAGUGCACGAAGCUUUCUUACUCGAUGAAGAAGAAGAAGUGCUGGAAGAAGAAUUAGUGAAUUCUGGCAUCCAAAUUUCAAUAGAUGAACCUGAAUGAUCUUAGUUUUUCUUUGUGAAUUGUUGAAGUUAAUUAAUUCUAUUUUAACAAAAAUAAUUUUUAUUGUUUUCACAUUGUGUUAAUGAUUGAUAAAAGUUUUUUAGUAUGAACCCAAAAAUUUUGUAUUAUCAAAGUGGCCUUGAGAAACAUUUCAUAAAUUAACUUGAGGAAAUCAUACAAACAUGAUUUGAAAUCAUUAUUGAUAAUAAUAAAUU
Chelonus insularis is the source of this 2899-nucleotide messenger RNA. Its product is annotated as oocyte zinc finger protein XlCOF6-like. The transcript is spliced from 6 exons. Gene Ontology annotation, biological process: regulation of transcription by RNA polymerase II. The coding region runs from base 363 to 2684 and encodes 773 amino acids. Gene Ontology annotation, molecular function: RNA polymerase II transcription regulatory region sequence-specific DNA binding; DNA-binding transcription factor activity, RNA polymerase II-specific. Gene Ontology annotation, cellular component: nucleus. The record is from RefSeq and is a predicted model, not a curated record. NCBI's taxonomy places the organism in Eukaryota, Metazoa, Arthropoda, Insecta, Hymenoptera, Braconidae.